Molecule: messenger RNA, 2439 nt
Organism: Zootermopsis nevadensis
Lineage: Eukaryota; Metazoa; Arthropoda; Insecta; Blattodea; Termopsidae
Gene: Aldh
Product: Aldehyde dehydrogenase
Molecular function (GO): oxidoreductase activity, acting on the aldehyde or oxo group of donors, NAD or NADP as acceptor
Source: RefSeq, a predicted model, not a curated record
AAGCAUCUCACUGCAGCCUACAUUAUUAAAUGCAUUACUGUCGUAGAUACAAGCGUUAGAUAAGUAAGAUAUUUCAGUUAUACAUGAGGAUUAUUUAAUAGUCUGAAAUUUUUUGUGCGAAAGUGCCGACGUGAAGACCACAUUUCUCUCUCGUUCAGAACAUCUAUUUUUAGAUCUCUUGUAUAUUGCUGAUUUGCCGCUUAAAGUUGGCAACAUUCCAAGUCAUACUAAGAUGAGGCGGCGGUGUUUCCGAAGGUCGAAUCAUUGUCAUAGUGAAUUGCUAAAUACAUCAAGUGGUCUCUGUAACCUUGCCGCUUAGUUCUCUUUUUUUUCCACAAUUAGAAAGCAAGAAAAUGUUUCGCACAGUAUUAAGACACUGCCUCGCCAAACUUGAAAGACCGUAUUCUACAGCAACAUUACCUGUACCAAACACAAACCCAGAGAUUUUGUAUACUGGGAUCUUCAUCAACAAUGAAUGGCAUAAAUCAUUGUCAGGGAAGACAUUUCAGACCUUGGAUCCAGCAACAGGUCAGGUUAUUGCUGAAGUGCAGGAAGGAGACAAGGCAGACAUUGACAUUGCUGUGAAGGCUGCAGCAGAAGCAUUCAAGCUUGGUAGUCCAUGGAGACGCAUUGAUGCGUCAGAGCGAGGAAAUCUGCUCUAUCGGCUGGCCGAUCUACUUGUUCGGGAUCGAAUAUAUCUGGCAAGUUUGGAAACUUUGGAUAAUGGUAAGCCAUACAGUGCAGCUUAUGCCUUUGACAUACCAGCAGCCGUAAAAACGCUGCGUUAUUAUGCCGGUUGGGCAGACAAAAACCACGGCAAGACAAUUCCGUUGGAUGGUGAUUAUUUCUGUUACACCAGGCAUGAACCCGUCGGUGUGUGCGGUCAGAUCAUUCCAUGGAACUUCCCAGUCCUAAUGGCUGCGUGGAAACUUGGCCCCGCUCUGGCAACUGGGAAUGUUGUUGUUCUGAAGCCAGCAGAACAGACACCUCUGACAGCUCUUUACAUCGCUCAUCUUAUAAAAGAAGCUGGAUUUCCAGCAGGAGUCGUGAAUGUUGUACCAGGUUACGGUAAAGCAGGAGCUGCUCUGGUCGAGCAUAAUGGCGUGGACAAGGUGGCAUUCACAGGAUCUACCGAGGUUGGAAAAUUAAUUCAGCAAGGUGCGGGUCAGAGUAACUUGAAGCGUACCACAUUGGAACUGGGUGGAAAAUCUCCAAAUAUUAUUUUCAGCGAUGCAGAUCUUGAUUAUGCUGUGGAGCAAGCUCACUUUGGACUUUUCUUCAACAUGGGGCAGUGCUGUUGUGCCGGUUCCCGGACGUUUGUCGAGGACAGUAUCUACGAUGAAUUCGUAGAGAGAAGUGCUGCUCGAGCUAAGAAUCGAACUGUCGGCAACCCAUUUGACCUCUCAGUAGAACAAGGACCACAGGUGGAUGGGGAACAGUUAACGAAGAUUCUUAAUUUGAUAGACUCUGGGAAAAAGCAAGGAGCCAAGUUGGUGGCUGGAGGCAGUCGUCACGGAGACAGAGGUUACUUUAUCCAGCCAACAGUGUUCGCCGACGUUAAGGACGGCAUGACCAUAGCUAAAGAGGAGAUUUUUGGACCAGUACAGCAAAUAUUGAGGUUCAAGAAACUUGAUGAGUUGAUUGAGAGAGCCAACAACACAGAAUAUGGCCUAGCGGCUGCCGUGUUUACGAAGGACGUCGAUAAAGCACUUCAUCUGGUACAGGGCAUUCGUGCAGGAACUGUAUGGGUGAACUGCUAUAAUGUAUUGGGCUCCCAAGCUCCUUUUGGUGGAUUCAAGAUGUCCGGAAAUGGACGUGAAAUGGGAGAAUAUGGACUGGAAGCUUAUACCGAAGUAAAGAGCGUUAUUGUCAAGGUUCCACAAAAGAACAGUUAAACACAUUGGCCUUGAUUGUAUGAAAUAUUCAGCUGGGAAUCGCUUCGGGAUUUGAUAUCAGGUACAAAAUAAUGAGAUUAAUCGAUCAUGUAAUUUGCAGGACAUGUUAGAAUUCUAGGGGAUAUGAGGGUCCCAAAAAUCACAUCUAUUGUAUCCUCUUCCACAGGUGCAUUUGUUAACGCAUGCAAGAAAGGCUAAUGUCAUUUAGAGGUAAGUGGUAGCGAUACGGAUUUUACAAUCUCAGUCCGUUCGUAGCAUCAUAUAAAUGUUCCGCGUUGCCAAAACUAUCUUUUCAGGAUGAGUGAAACAAGUUAGUCACGAAUAUUCCAAAGAUUAUUUCUUGAGACUUCUACCAGUGGUCAAAAUCAGAAAAGAAUGAGUGAUGGUAAAUACUUGUGUAAUGAAAAAAUGCAUUUCUGAUAAAUAAUUAUGUGUAAUGGAAAGUAAAAUGUGUAAUUAUUGUGCAAGUUGUAAACAAAUUAAAAUGUUCAAUAACUAAUCAUUAGUUAGCAGGUAUUAUAUAAAUGACAGUUCCUAAUUUAAA